AUGUCUCGUGGACAAAAUAAAACAUUGUCGAUAAGCGCAAAGUUAUUUGCCGAAAAUCGUUUACGUCUCGUAGAAGCAGUAAAGUCAAAAGUUAGCUGCCAAGGAAGUGUCAUUUUUCUGGAUGGCGGAAAAGAAAGUUUUCGCUAUAAUACGGAUUCUAAUAAUCAAUCAUUUCGACAGGAAUCAUAUUUUUUCUGGACUUUUGGAGUCCAUGAAAGCGAUUUCAGUGGUGCAGUUGUGGUGGAUAGUGGAAAAUCAAUCCUUUUUCCUCCUCGCCUUCAUCCCGAUUAUGCUAUUUGGCAUGGCAAGAUAAAUUCCGAAAAUUGGUUUCAAAAAAGAUAUGAAGUCGAUGAAGUUUAUUUUGCAGACGAUGGCAUAAUUGCAGAUGUUUUAAAAAAAUUCAAUGCGAAAAAAUUGUUACUGCUAAAAGCAGAAAAUAGUGAUAGUGGUAAAGCUUUAUCGCCUGCUUAUUUCGGUGGAAUUAACGAACACGAAGAUAUUUUUAUGUUUGCUGUCGAUGUUGAUUUGCUCUAUCCUAUUAUCACUGAAUUGCGGGUGUUCAAAACAGAUCACGAACUUGAAGUGAUGCGAUAUGUUGGCAAAGUUUCAUCUGAAGGUCACAAAUUUGCAAUGUUAAAUGUAAAGCCGAAUAUGUACGAAUAUCAGCUAGAAAGUUUGUUUCAACAUUCUUGCUAUUUUCAUGGUGGUUGCCGUCAUUUAGCAUAUUUAAGCAUAGUUGCAUCUGGUGCGAAUUCAUCAGUCCUUCAUUAUGGUCAUGCCAAUGCUCCAAAUGAUAAACAAAUUGAAGAUGGUGAUCUGUGUUUGCUGGAUAUGGGAGCGGAAUAUAAUUGUUACGCUUCUGAUAUAACAACAACUUUCCCUGCCAAUGGCAAAUUUACUGAGAAUCAAAAAAUUAUUUAUAACGCCGUUUUACAUGCAAGCAGUGAAGUGAUCAAAGCAGCCAAACCUGGUAUAAGAUGGACUGAUUUGCACAUAUUGGCGGAACGAAUCAUUUUAACACAUUUGAAGAGAGCUGGGAUUUUGAAAGAUGAUGUUGAAGAAAUGGUUAAAGCCCGUCUUGGAGCUAUUUUUAUGCCUCAUGGAUUGGGUCAUUUUAUAGGACUUGACGUGCACGAUUGUGGAGGAUAUCUUGGUGAUGCCACUCCUCAAUCACCACUUCCCGGAUUAAAAUGUUUAAGAACAACUCGUACAUUGCAAGAAAGGAUGGUUAUCACUGUUGAACCAGGAUGCUACUUUAUUGAUACGCUAUUGAAUGCAGCGUUAGCUGAUCCAUAUUUGAAAAAAUUCAUUGUGGUCAAUCGUUUGAACGAUUUUCGAAAUUUUGGAGGGGUUCGAAUCGAAGAUAAUGUGGUGAUAUGGAAUAAAGGUAACGAAGUUUUAACAUAUGUACCACGAACUCCGGAUGACAUUGAGAAAUUCAUGACAAACGGUUGCAAUAAAUAUCAUUUUUCGGAAUGA
This is a messenger RNA of Dracunculus medinensis (Guinea worm), 1479 nucleotides long. The record is from the annotation of a GenBank genome assembly. NCBI's taxonomy places the organism in Eukaryota, Metazoa, Nematoda, Chromadorea, Rhabditida, Dracunculidae.